This is a messenger RNA of Xyrauchen texanus (razorback sucker), 1947 nucleotides long. RefSeq lists its product as uncharacterized. The record is from RefSeq and is a predicted model, not a curated record. The transcript has 7 exons. Lineage: Eukaryota; Metazoa; Chordata; Actinopteri; Cypriniformes; Catostomidae. The coding region runs from base 90 to 1202 and encodes 370 amino acids. Gene Ontology annotation, molecular function: DNA binding; protein binding.
GCGGCUCGAAAAUACGGCGAGCGUCACGUUGAGGGCAAGAUACUGACGCACUUCAUCCACUCUCUCACGCUUGAACUCCUCUAGAAAUUAUGUCUGAGCCGUACCGCGAAUGGAUCCUGGGCUCCAUAGACUCGUUAAGGUCGAGAAAAGCGCGACCGGACCUGGAUAGAAUUUGCAGAAUGGUUAAAAGACGACACGGCUCGGACUGGGACCGAACCCGUUCAGAACUGGAGAAACUGAUAGAGGAGCAAGCUGUGCUGAAAGUCAACUACAAAGGCUCAGUUUCCUAUCGCAACGCAGCAAAGGUGCUGAGAGGCAGGAGAAAGGGCGACCAGGGCAAGUGUGCAGUGAAACAGCCGUCUCUCCCGGACUUGAGCACCGGCGACAGCGCGCUGGGUCCUGCGGAUGACGAUCAGAUGGAGGACAUGGAAGAUGAGAUGUCCACAACAGCAGGAAUAGAUAGCAGUAUGGACGAGGAGUGCGAUGAGAGCAGUUUGGAUGCCAUGUGCGCUCAGAGCACCACUGACUCUGGCAUCAGCUUGAGUCCCAUCACAAGCAGUAACAUCAGUCUUCCUGUGACCUCACCAGCCGCCUCACCGACUCAGGAUGCUCUGAGGCUGGACCGGGACAGUGCUUACACUCUUCCUGAGCACACACAGCCAGCAGAACAUCAUGAAACAGGUUCUUUGCCGUUCGAGGAGCAGCCACUGGGCAUCUGCCCUUUAGGAGAGGAGGGGCUGAGGCCUGCGGAGAGCGUGCUUACACCUGAUCCACUGCUGUCAGACUGCAGAAACACACCGGAUGAGUUGGUGAAUUCAGAUGGAGGGCCUCACACCACCUCUGUCCAUGCUGAAGAAGGUGAAAAGUGCAAUGAUGGACCCAAGAGCACGACAGAGAUAGACCUGGUCAACAUUGGAGGGGUGUACAAGGCAAAUGAUGUGGUAAAGGAGGAAAUUGGGCAGGACCCUUUGCAUUGGAGCGUGGCUGACGUGGUCAGUUACUUCUCUUCUGUGGGUUUCCCGGAGCAGGCUGUGGCUUUCAGAGCACAGGAAAUAGAUGGAAAGUCCUUGCUCCUGAUGCAGCGCAGUGAUGUGUUGACUGGUCUGUCAAUCAGACUCGGUCCCGCCCUCAAAAUCUAUGAGAAUCAUGUGAAGGUACUGCAGAGAAGUCACUUUGAGGACGACAACCGCCUCUUCUCAUAGUGCUCGUUAUCAACAAAAACAGACUUUAACCCUCUGACUUGGAGCGUUGGAUAUUAAAUACGGGGAGAAUGGAACUCUAUAAGACUUGAUUUGCACAAUCCUCUUCAGUUUGUCAUGUUUUCUGUCUCGUGAGGACAUACCGCAUGAUUCAGCCUGUCUUUGUCCUUCUGUCCAUCCCUCACAGGGCUGAUGGGACUACUCAUCUUAAGUGUUAUUUCUCCAUGGUGGAGCAUCUCAUUCACCAAUAUUGUUCCUAUUAUUUUUGUCAGAGAUCAUUAGCUGUGUUGCAAUACUAUAUAAACCAUUUUUCGUCCUAUUAAAUGUACUAUGAUCAGCAAUGUUUUACAGCAGUCUUAAAAUAAAAAUGUAAAGUUAGGAAAUAAAUUCCACUUUCAGAAUCUAAAAAAUGGCACUUGUGGCAUCAAUCAUUCCUGUUUUGAGUUACUGAUGCCUUGAUUCCAGGACUGGACAGCAAUACAGUUAUCUGUAACAGAUGUGCUCAUAUUAGAGUUCAUAGUGAAGGCACAAUUUGAAAUAAUUCAGGUGAGUGAAUCUCGUGAAAACGUGUAGAUCCGAUUCCACCCCAAAAUCAACAGCAAAAAGAAAAUGUUUCUGGGCCAUUAAAAUAGUUCUUUCAUUAUUUCAUGACAAGCAAGCACAAUUUCCCCCAAAAUAUGAAUUACUGUACUACAUUUAGACACUGAACUGUACUUUAAAGUUUGUUGAAACAGUAAUGUCUUUAUUA